UCCUUAAAUUAUUCAUCGUGAUAAAAUCAGAAAAAAGAUAAAAAUAAACCUAUAUCAUCCCCACUGAAAAGCAACAAUUCUAUAAAUACUUCCAAUUAUGUAAAUACUUACCUACCUGCUUUCAGAGAACAAAAUUAAACGCUCAGUUUCCACGUCAAUCAUAACAUAAUUUUACUGUUUAACCAUCCAUUUCACUGGGCACUAAUAACCAUAUUUGUUUGUUAAAAAAUAAUCUUUAAAUCUAACCGUUUAGUUAACUAAACUCAGGUUUAGUUGCUAUUAACAUUACAGAUAAAGUUACUUUCAGAACAACAUGUACAUAAAAUGUUUUGUGGUCUUUGCAAUCUAUGCUGUAUAUUUUGUAACUUCAAAUCAGCAGAAGGAGUAUGGAAAGUUUAACUUAACAAUAACACAAUUCGACGUAUGCAAGGGGCCAAAACAAAAGGAUUGUGCAGUUUUACAGGCCGGAAUCAGCAACUACCAUUCUUUAUAUAUUGACUUGAAUGUCUUGCAGAGAAUAUCGCCCUCAAAGGGGAAAAUCGUCGCAUAUUCAAAUGGAAAGGAGUUCCUUCGACUGCAAGUGAAGAAACCAUGCGAUCACCUGUUCUUGAGGCCUCUAUUCAACUCCAUCAUGAAUAUUACUAAGGACUGUUAUGUGAUCAAGGGCCACUACAAAUACAGCAUCGAUAUACUCUCAAUAGCACAGUCGUACUUCGGUGGUACAUUCAUACUUGGCAACUGGACCUUCAAAUCAGUGUUCUACAGUGAUGUCUGCAAUUUAUCCUGCGCCAAUAUAUAUGUAGUGAUGUCACCGUUGAAGUAAGAAUUAAACAAGCGAGGCAUAGUCCAGAACAUUAUAUUAUUUUGGAGUGAAGU
Messenger RNA from Helicoverpa zea (corn earworm), 876 nucleotides. RefSeq lists its product as uncharacterized. NCBI's taxonomy places the organism in Eukaryota, Metazoa, Arthropoda, Insecta, Lepidoptera, Noctuidae. The transcript is spliced from 4 exons. The record is from RefSeq and is a predicted model, not a curated record. The coding region runs from base 314 to 823 and encodes 169 amino acids.